Staurois parvus is the source of this 437-nucleotide messenger RNA. The record is from the annotation of a GenBank genome assembly. NCBI's taxonomy places the organism in Eukaryota, Metazoa, Chordata, Amphibia, Anura, Ranidae.
CUGUGUCCCUCUGACACAGAGGAUCACCAAUCCACAGCAAGAGCCGAAGAUGUCGGCUCGGUCAUGUGAUCAGCUGUGUCCAAUCACAGCUGAUCACAUGGGACAUGUACACAGAUCAUCAGAGCACUGAUGAUCAGUGUGCCCUGAUGAUCUGUGUAGCCCCAGCAGCGCCACCUGUCAGUGUCCAUCAGUGCCAGCUCUCAGUGCUCAUCCAUGCCACCUGCCAGUGCCACAUCAAUGCCACAUUUCAGUGCCCAUCAGUGCCACAUCAAUGCCACAUUUCAGUGCCCAUCAGUGCCACAUCAAUGCCACAUUUCAGUGCCCAUCUGAGCUGCCUUUUAGUGUCACCCAUCAGUGCCAGUCAGUGCCACCUAUCAAUGCCAGUCAGUGCCACCUAUCAGUGCCGCCUAUCAGUGCCAGUCAGUGCCGCCUAUCUG